This is a messenger RNA of Sclerotinia sclerotiorum 1980 UF-70, 1563 nucleotides long. RefSeq lists its product as hypothetical. Gene Ontology annotation, molecular function: flavin adenine dinucleotide binding; NADP binding; N,N-dimethylaniline monooxygenase activity. The transcript has 4 exons. The coding region runs from base 1 to 1563 and encodes 520 amino acids. The record is from RefSeq and is a predicted model, not a curated record. NCBI's taxonomy places the organism in Eukaryota, Fungi, Ascomycota, Leotiomycetes, Helotiales, Sclerotiniaceae.
AUGGUUCGAACAACUGAGCUGCUCCGCAAGCAAGGACUCAAGUGUAAAAUUUACGAGAAAGGUUCCAAGAGCGGAGGUGUCUGGUAUUGGAAUAACUACCCCGGCGCUCGAGUCGACUCCCCUUCUCCUAUCUAUCAACUAUACGACAAGGAAUUAUACGAAGAUUUCACAUUCACGGAGAAAUAUCCAGGGGGAAAAGAAAUUCGUCGAUACUUCGAGCACGUUGAAAAGAAAUGGGAUGUUAGAAAAGACAUUGAAUUCGACAAGCAAGUUGACGGAGCUACGUUCGACAAGCAGCGCAAUCAAUGGCUUGUCGAAUGUGCUGAUGGCUCCGAGGUUUAUUGUCGAUGGUUCAUUCUUUGCAUAGGGUUUGCAUCUCGUCGAUUCACGCCCCCUUUCGCGGGACUCAGUAACUUCAAAGGCGACACGUAUCAUACAGCAGUUUGGCCACAACAUGGUGUUAAUCUAAAGAAUAAAAGAGUUGGUAUAGUUGGUACUGGAGCAACUGGUAUUCAGGUGAUUCAAACCAUCGGACCUGUGGUUAACCACCUCACCGUCUACCAACGAACGCCUAAUCUUGCACUACCAAUGAAUCAAAGGCUUCUAGAUCCAGAAGAAGAAGCUAAAAAGAAAGCUGAAGGCAAAUACGAAGAAGAAUUCGCAAAAACGAGGAAGACAUUUGGCGCUUUCCCAUAUGCUUUUGAAGAAAAGAAUACUUUCGAUGAUACACCGGAAGAACGGGAGGCCCAUUAUGAUAACCUCAUGAACAAACAUGGUGGUUUUCAUUACUGGCUCGGCAAUUACAAAGAUUUAUUCUACAAUCAAAAAGCUAAUGACGAAGCCUACAAGUUUUGGCGCAAAACUGUGUGCAAACGAAUCCCAGAUAUCAAAAAACGAGAGCUUCUAGCACCAGAAAUUCCACCCCAUCCGUGGGGAGCCAAACGGGCGUGUCUCGAACAAAAUGUAUAUGAAGUUUUCUCCCUCCCACACGUUGACAUCAUUGAUGUGAAUGAAUCGCCCAUUCUUGAAGUCACCGAGAAGGGAAUCAGAACAAAGGGGGGAGAAGUAGAAUUCGACGUCCUGAUCCUUGCUACUGGGUUUGAUUCCUUGAAUGGAUCAUUGGCCCAGCUAAACAUUCGCGGCAUAGAUGGCACCACCAUUGCUCAAAAGUGGAAAGAUGGAACACGCACAGCAAUGGGCAUUGCGAUGAAUAAUUUCCCCAACAUGUUUUACCUCUGCGGAGUCCAUGCACCCACUGCAUUCGCGAACGGACCAUGCUGUACUCAAUUCCAAGCAGAAUAUAUUUCGGAAACCUUGAGAGGCUUGACCGAAAAGAGUAAAACCUACUUUGAGGCAAAGGAGGAGGCAGAGGAGGAUUGGUGCAAGAGGCUGGGUGAAUGUUGGCAUAAUUCUCUAUUUCCUCAAGCGAAGAGCUGGUACCAGGGAGCGAAUAUUCCAGGAAAAAAAGUUGAGCCGCUCAGCUGGCUUGGCGGUAUGCCGGAAUACAUGGCGACUUUGGCGAGAAGUAAUGAGAAUGACUAUCAGGGAUGGGUUGUGAAAUAG